Orbicella faveolata is the source of this 1424-nucleotide messenger RNA. RefSeq lists its product as uncharacterized. NCBI's taxonomy places the organism in Eukaryota, Metazoa, Cnidaria, Anthozoa, Scleractinia, Merulinidae. The record is from RefSeq and is a predicted model, not a curated record.
UUCAGGUCCUGUUCGUGCCUCUGCUGUGUACCCUCUGACGUCAAGAACACGUGGACGUGAUAUCAGUCUGUUUGGAAAUCCCCCGGGGAUCCCUAGGAACGUUCGAUUUGCCCCAGGCCCCGAUAGAAAACCCUACGGUUCCUAUCAGUUCUUUGGUCGAUCCAACAGUUACAUUGAAUUUCCAAAUCGGGGCAAGAUAGACACCAAGCGAUCAAUCACUUUGUUGGCUUGGAUUUACCACGAAGGCCGCGACGGACCCAUCUUCAACUACAUGCCGAACGGCUGGGGCGUGCACUUUUGGAUGAUUUCACCGAGGACCCUUUUUGUACGGUUUACGCGCCGUAGAGGACGUCGAUUCACCAAAGCAGUGAUAAGCAGGCGAGUCGUGCCGAGGCGAUGGCAGUUUGUUGGUGCGACUUACAACCAACGGACAGGACGAGCGAAGUUGUUUGUCAAUCGAAGGUUUACUGCUAGUAAAUAUAUCGGUAGGAUACGACUCGCGACUAACUACCCGGUGAGAAUGGGCGCCCGUAUCGGUGACAGGAGGUAUUUCCGAGGACGAAUCUCGUGUAUGCAGGUGUAUGAUCGGGCCCUCACAGCGAGACAGAUCUUGCGUAGGAAAAGGAGAUGCUUUAGAAAAGGUCCAGUCAUCGUUCCUGGCGUUCCAAGUGGUCCAAUUCGGUCAGCUGGAAAAGUUUGCCAAGCUAAGCUCGACAUCGCUUUCGUCCUCGAUGGUUCCGGAAGCAUCGAGGCCUACGGCAGAGGAAACUUCAAACGCUGUCUCGACUUUGUGAAACGAUUGGUCGUUUCCUUCAAACUCGCCAGGAGAUUUACUCGUGUCGGUGUAGUGCUGUUCUCGUACCGUCCCCGUCUCAUAUUUAGGUUCAGUACCUACAGCAGGAAGCGAGAUAUCCUCAGAGCCAUCGACAGCAUCAAAUACCCAAGAGGAGGUACCAAAACAGGGCUAGCGAUGUAUUAUGCGCAGCGGGUUCUGUUUAGGCGCAGGCGCGGUAGCCGAAAGUCGGUGAUGAUCGUGAUGACGGAUGGUCGUUCCCAGGACCGCGUGAGCGGAGCCGCCCGUACGCUCAAGAGGAAGCGUGUGACGAUAUUUGCUGUCGGUAUUGGCAAACGGUACAAUAUCAACCAACUGUUCCAGAUAGCGACGUCGAGAAGACAUGUUUACACGGCUGGAUUUAGGAAUUUGCCGUCAAUUGUCAGGGUUAUCAAGACAAAGGCUUGUGCAGGUAAAGGAAUUUUGUUGUAAGCUGUUUGUGUGUUUUUUUGUGUGUGUUUGUUUUUUCCUUUUUUUAUGUUCAAACCUUUUCGAAUUCUAAUUGGUGUCAUAACAAAGCUGAUACCAGCUCAGGUAAAAUGUCCAGUAUUUCAGUCCGUCUAUACCGAUCAUUGUAACAAAAAAAAUUAGG